GGCCGACACCCGGGGCCGCCCCGGCCAACUCCCUGCCCAACCCCGCAGGCUAUGGCGCAGUAGCUCCUUGUCCUUGCCCGCUCGUCCCGUGCCAGUGACAAAGGGAAAAGCACAAUGAAUCCAGGGCCCGGCUUUCCGGCCGCGGCCCCUUUAAGAGCAGAACCUCCCGGAGCUGCCCGUCCCAACCGACCCCAACUUAACCGAAACCCAACCCGGACUUCCCCGUUACCGCUCAAAUAUUGCCAACUUUGGAUUUUCCCUCCCCUGCUAACCAAUCGGAUUGCUGUUACUAGGCAGACUUGAGCUGCUGCCGAAGCGAGUGAGGCGCUCUGUCUCUGGGAGGCUGCAUGGACCAAUAGCAGACGGGGCCGGCUGGCGUAUCCGGGCAGAUUGGGGCGGAACCAACCAAUCAAAAAAAAAAAAAAGGGCCAAGCAACGAGUGGAACCGGGACUGUGAAGCCGACCCAGAGUCGUGGUGGCUCCGAGUGACUUGAGGGGUGCCAAGGGUAGGGAAGACAUCCAAGAUUUAAAUCUGUCUCACUCAAGUUCUAAUGCCAGGAUGGCAGAAGAUGAACCUGAUGCCAAGAGCCCAAAGACAGGUGGAGCAGCCCCAGGCAGUGGGGAUGCUGGUGAACCUACCACUCUCCUACAGAAGCUCCGAGGGUCUAUCUCCAAAGCGGUACAGAACAAAGUAGAGGGGAUCCUGCAAGAUGUGCAGAGGUUCUCGGACAACGACAAGCUGUAUCUUUACCUUCAGCUCCCCUCAGGCCCCAGUGGCGGAGAUAAAAGCAACCUGGAGCCAAGUGCACUCAGCCAUGACGAGUAUAUGUACGCCUACAGAUGGAUUCGAAACCACCUAGAAGAGCACACGGCCACCUGUUUGCCCAAGCAGGAUGUUUAUGAUGCUUAUAGGAGGUACUGUGAGAGCUUAGCCUGCUGCCGCCCGCUUAGCACUGCCAACUUUGGCAAAAUCAUCCGGGAAAUCUUCCCUGACAUCAAGGCCCGGAGGCUGGGAGGCCGGGGCCAAUCUAAAUAUUGCUACAGUGGUAUCCGAAGAAAGACCUUGGUAUCUAUGCCACCCUUGCCUGGACUUGACCUCAAGGGCUCAGAGAGUCCAGAGUUGGGCCCAGAAGUGGGUCCGGGUCCUCGGGAUGAACUAGUGGAAGCGGCCUGUGCCCUGACCUGUGACUGGGCAGAGCGUAUAUUAAAACGCUCCUUCAGCUCCAUCGUGGAAGUGGCCCGAUUCCUGCUGCAGCAACAUCUCAUCUCUGCUCGAUCUGCUCAUGCACAUCUGCUCAUGGCCAUGGUGCUCGCUGAUGAACCUGAACGGCUCCCACGGGAUCCCUCAUCCGCUACCAAGAAUGGUCUGGAGAACCCAGAAAGAAGAGCCUCUAAAGGUCAGCCCCAGUCCCCCAAGGAGCCGGAGCCCCGAACUGGGUCUGCCCUCCCAGCUCGAGGGGAGCGAAAGAAAACUGCAGAAACCUCAGCCCCAGCAGCCAGCAGCCCCCAAGUGAAUGCUCUGGUUGCCCGACUGCCUGUGCUCCUUCCCCGGGUACCCCACCCACAACUUCCUCGGCCUGUCCGAGUCUCCCCACCAGUCCUGGCCCCCAAACUUCCCUCAGGUACCCUAAAAGUCACUACACUGCCUUUGCCCAGUGGGGCUGGGGUAUCUCAGGGUACUCUGCCCAUCAUCAACAUGAUCUUGCCCACUGUAUCUGCUGUGCCUGUACCUGGGAGAGCUCCACCAGAAGGUUCCACCCAGUCUCAGGGCCUUGAGAAAAACAGGGAGAUAGGCCCAGGGGUGGACUUGGGACCACGGGGCAAGGGAGUGAAAAGGACAGCUGAAGUGCCUAUGAGUGACACCAGAGGACAAGAGCUAGCAGCCAAAGUAUUAAGCCAGGAUACAGAAGAAAUAGGGAUCGAUGCCAAGCGUAAAAGAGGGCGUCCUCGAAAGAAAUCAAACAGCGAGGGGGAACGGAGCUCCUCCCCUGAGAAGCCACUGCCUGCUACAGACUCGGCCCAUUCCUUUAGGGCACCACAAGAGUCUCAGGGCUUUGGAGGGGAGAGUGACCUAGCUAAAGGGUCAGUGGGAAAGGUGGAGGAGAAAAAAGUGCCUUCUCUUGGCCAGGAAGAUGGCACUGAUUUCAAGGGAGGAAGGGGACCUAGUGCCCAACAUGCCAAAGAAAUAGGGGACAAAAGUCUUGUCACUCCUAAAGUGAGUGUCAUUAAGGGCAACAAAAGCUGGGAGGGAGCCCCACAGUCCACGAGAAAAGAGGUAACAGAACCUACAGGGCAAGGUAAUAAAGACCCAAAAGGGAAUGUGUCCCAAGGCUCCCUAUUCUUGGGACAUAAAGAUCCCAAAGCAACACCCCCUUAAUAGGUACAUGGGGGGAAAUUGAAUAUCCCCACAUGCACCUAAUCUGUCCAUCUAAGAAGGCUCCCUUCUCUCUGAUCCUGCUCGUUAUUUGGCCACGCCUUUCUCAAGGGAGACUUGUCCUAGUCCUUCCCCUUCUGGACUUCUGUGUUCCCCAAUCUGACCACAUCUUGUCCCUCCCUUUGCCUAGUUCCCUUGGCUUCAAUGCUACCUAGCAAUAAACCUGCCAUGCCCCCUA
Vombatus ursinus (common wombat) is the source of this 2612-nucleotide messenger RNA. Its product is annotated as DNA-binding protein RFX5-like. The record is from RefSeq and is a predicted model, not a curated record. Gene Ontology annotation, molecular function: RNA polymerase II cis-regulatory region sequence-specific DNA binding; DNA-binding transcription factor activity, RNA polymerase II-specific. Gene Ontology annotation, biological process: regulation of transcription by RNA polymerase II. NCBI's taxonomy places the organism in Eukaryota, Metazoa, Chordata, Mammalia, Diprotodontia, Vombatidae. The transcript is spliced from 10 exons. The coding region runs from base 560 to 2377 and encodes 605 amino acids.